This is a messenger RNA of Mesocestoides corti, 2277 nucleotides long. Lineage: Eukaryota; Metazoa; Platyhelminthes; Cestoda; Cyclophyllidea; Mesocestoididae. The record is from the annotation of a GenBank genome assembly.
AUGUUCUGGGAAAACGCUACCCUACCCCCCGAAAUAACAGAGGAAACGACUCUUGAGGAGUUCCUGGACGACGAUUACGUUGUUCAGCGGGUUGUAUCUCGAAGCACAAACGCUAUAAAAUAUCUUUUAAGCGAGGAUCGAAUAUCACGUCUUAUAGAACUGGUGACUGAUCAGUCCAAUAUCACAUUUGAUGCAGUGCGAUUCAAACGACCAUCGGUUGCUGCAGAACUGCUGUCUAGUGACGUUCCGCCGUUACUAGAUUUCAUCAUUUCUCCGGGAGAGAAACCAGAAAAAACCGACGCCUCUGCCACCGCCUCCACUGACGUCGACAACUGCGUCGGCUCGUCCGAUCCUCCCUUCUCCAUGCCAUGCGUGGACCGUUUGCUUGACUUUAUUGACACUGCACAGCCCCUUAAUUCCCUUUCUGCUAGCUUUUUCUCCAAGAUCAUGACAAACCUCCUCUAUUUCAGAGCCAAUGAGGUCGCAAGUUUGGCUGUUAUACUGCUCCCGGCGUGCCCCCCCCACACACACACACACGCCACAUUGGCCAUGCCAGUUCACGUCUUCUGUCCACCGUCCAGCGCACGUGUGAUGAGCAGGCCACAGGACAUGCGCGAACGCAUUAACCCCCUAUACGACUGGUUUGUUGUCCUAUCGGCCUGGAUGCCGUGGCUCCACAACGUGCAACAGCUUCUGCGCAAUCUCUUAAUGGCUUUUGUGGUUUUCGACUCGGCUCGCCUAGGUUGUGCCUUACCUCCAAAAGCGGACGGAUUUUCUGCCGAAUUUGCUGCGCCACAUCGGCACCUCGGCGAUUUGCGACCUGCUCAUCGACCUGGCACAGCAGGACAACGGUCAGCAGCACACCGUCGCUCAAGUCGACGGCUCCGUGGGAAAGACACGUAUCACGUUUUCCUUGUCACAUGGUUCCUCGAUUGCAACAUCAUCGCACAACUCCUCAGUGCCCUGUCGCCCUCCUCACCGCUCGAGCGCCAGGAGUAUUCGGCUCGAUGCCUCGUCGAAUUGAUGUCAGUCUACAGGAACUACGUUGCUGUAAACGCUCCGGAACCACCCGCCGGCCACAAAGUCGGUGACGGCGCGGAAGUCGUCGAGUCUCCAGACACCUCCAACGCCUUCGACUCCGAGAAGGAGCGAGUGAUGUUCGAAAGGGCGCUUGCCGUCUUGGACGAAUUCGAGAGCGAACACUUCCUCGGCGACGUAUUGGACCUAAUCGUGGAUGAUGCCUCCUCGUCACCAUCUCUGCGGUCGUUCGCCAUCGACGUCUUCCUCGCCUGCAUCGACAAGGGCAAAUCAAGCAACGGUCUGCCGCCUGGCGCGGGCGACGACUUCAAGGAGAACCCCAUUGGCAACCUCGCAGCCGGUCUGUUCAACGUCCAGGUCCCUGGCAUGAGUGGCUUCAUGAAUCGCCUCGCAACGAAGGCCAACUGCCCUCUCUUGAUGGCUCGGCUAAGACGCGUGGAGUCCACGGCGGCGGCAAUGGUGAUACCGCGUCUGCCCAAACUGUACAGCCUCCUACAAUCGUCUGAAUGCACGCGAUCGUCCGGUGUAGGUUUGGCGCGGUCUUGUCUCGCUUUGGACACCUUUGUCUACAUCCUCUCCCCCUUCAUUUACGUUUGUCUUCUCUUUUUCUGGCAGCAGCACUAUCUGGCGAUGCCGACAACAGUGGGCACCCUCUCUCCACCGCUGGGCAAGAGCCGUCUCGCAAUCGUCGAACUUGUCUCUGUGCUCUGCCAACUCGAAUAUGCGUCUUUGCGCGAGGCAAUCUGCCAGACCCGAUUUUUACCAUGCUUUAUGCAUCUUUUCGAAAGUUACCCUUUUAACACCCUCCUCCACAUGGCAGUGACCUCCAUGUUCAGGCACCUCUUCUCGUCACCCCAAGUUACUGCUUCAGAAGGCACUAAGGGCGAUAACGCGUCCACUCUGACUUCGCCUACGGAGAAUGCGAAUGGCUGCAGCUCACUUGACAAAACCCCCGAAGAGGCAAAUAAACAGGGUAGCGAGGAGGUCCCACGUGAGCGCAACAUCUUCGUUCAGCACCUCCUUGAGGACUGUCACGUGAUCGACUGGAUCCUGCGUCUUUCUUGCAUCCCUAACGAUAACCCUCCGUCAGCAUCAUCUCCCGUUUUGUUCGAUUUCCCCCCUGUUCCACACGGUUUGGUGGUAGGGGCGGGUGGUGUUGGUGGCUGUGUCCGUGCGCGUGCUUGCGCUCGCGUGAAUCUGCGCUGGCAGGGCAGUGGCGUAGCGUCUAUUUUUCCCUAG